AUAAUAACGCAUCGCUAAUAUUUCAUAGUAAUGUUACGGUCCUGUUGCAUCAAUCGAUGUUGCCGAGUAUUUCAGUGAUGUUAAGAGGCAAUAGUGAAUACAAUGGCAUGCAUACGAAAAUUUUAGCCUCGCGUGGGGAAUGGAGCGAAAACGAAGAGCCAAUGAGAUUCGUAGCAAAUUUUGAGGCUACAAGAUGUUUGGCGUACUUGUAAUAAAACACGAGCGGCGAUAUUUCGCGUAGGUUUUAACUUGUGGGAUUUCUACAAACCGUUAGAUCCUAAUAAUAAUUGUUUAAUUUCAGAAUCAAAAUUUAUUUCUGUAUUGGCUGGACCGCUGAAGGAUCAAAUUGGUUUAUCUGAUAAAGAGAUUUGCGAUUUGGCCGAUUAUUUUCGCGUUCAAGAUGGCCGAAUAUUUUACGCACAAUUUUGCCAAAUAAUUCACGAUAGUGUUCCUGAAUUUGAUAAGAAUGGACCACUUGUAACUGGUUUGGAGUGGGAAGAUCCAGAGCAUGUAAAUCGAAUAAGUGCAACGGAACAUCGAAAAUUAUGCCUUAUACUUACUCAGAUUGCAGUCCUUGUAAACAAGAGAAAAUUGGUGUUGAGACCUUAUUUUCAAGAUUACGAAUUGAUUGCAAAAAAUGCUGGAACUAUAACUUUCACGCAUUUCGGACGAAUCUUACAAUUUUUAGGUAUCGUUCUUGCUUCUGAAGAAUUUUGUUUACUUGUAAAGAGGUUCGCAAAGGAUGCUUAUACAAUUAACUAUGUGGCCUUCUUGAAAGCAAUUGACGAAAUUCAAUCUUACUUUGAUAAACAUCAAAUGCUGGCCCUUGGUGGAGAAUUACUUGAUCAAUUUCCUGGUCGAAUUAUCACGGCUGAAUUACCGAAACUGCCAAGACCGGAAAUUGGUAAAGUCAUGCCGAGUAAAGUGUUUGGGAAACAAGCAGUGUUUCAUCCGGUGAUGGAAGAACAAAGAAGUAAAAUGCCAUUAAUAGAAAUUAUUCAGCGUAUUCAAAGACAUAUCUUUGAAAAUCGGAUAUGUAUUGCGGAAUUCUUUAAGAACUUCGAUCCUUUGAACGCGGGCAAAACGACGAUUUCCAAUUUUAAAAGAGGAUUAGAUGGCCUUCAGAUUUCGAGUUUAGGACACCUUUAUCUUGCAGAAACGGAAAUUGAUGCGCUUGUUACGCUUUAUAAAGAUCCAAAUGACCCGGACCUGUUUACUGUGAAAGAACUUGAAAAGUUGCCCACUUUGAAAGUUGAAGCGCCGCCAAAAAAGAUAGCGGAACUAAGUCGUAAAGGAGCGUCUCAUUGGCAGUGUGAAGGAAAAGACAUAAGGGAUCUUUGUGAAAAAACAUUGUUGAAAAUUCGACAUCGAGUCGAGGAAAGGAGAAUUUUGAUAAAACAAUUUUUCAAGGAUUACGAUCGACAUAACAAAGGUCACGUAUCACGUUCGCAAUUACGCCAAGUUUUAAGCACCGCGGCGAUAUUACUUUCUGAAGAAGAAGAGUUCGCAUUAGAACGGAGGUAUAAUAAUGAUUUAGGCUUUAAUUAUAAUUGGUUCUUAAAGGAAUUGGAAGCUCAACGAAUCGAAGAGCCGUUGUAUCAUUCCAUAGUAAAAGAAAAAAGAAAAAUCAACGCUGAAAAACCACCACCGGAAGUCACAGCUGAAGAAACAAAUAUCGUUUUAAUUCUAGCUAAAAUCAAAGCAAAAGUUGUACGCGAAAGAAUAAAGGUUAUCGAAUUCAUGCGUCAAUAUGACGUUCAUAAUGAACACGUUAUAAAAAGGACAGAGUUUCUACGAGGGCUGGAUCAAUUACGUUGCAAUUUGACUUGCACAGAAAUGGGAACUAUUAUGAAUAUUUUCCAAUCACCUUUAAGACCAGAUUGUGUAGACUACGUGAAAUUUGCGGAAGUGGUCGAAGAAGCUGUUACUUUAGGAAGAUUAGAAAGAGCUCCACGUUUAGUACCUGUGCAGCAUGUGCCCUUGGAAGCCAGUCCUAAAACAUUCUUGAAUUUCGAGGAAAGGCAUAUGGUUACGAUGGCAAUAGACAAAUUGAGCAGAAUACAACAACCAAAUCUCGAGGAGUUGUUUAAGAAUUACGAUAAAGAGAAUAUUGGCACAGUUUCGAAAGAGUGUUUGAUCAAAGUUUUAUCUAUCAGAUGUAUGUUAGAAUUAAUCACCAACAGAGAACUGGACGCUGUGCACAAAUGUUUCUCUCUAGAAAGAGAUACUCGACUGGAAAUUGAUUAUCGAGCAUUUUUGCGCGCUUUAUAUUUAAUGCAAGAAAAUAGAAAGCAUUUGCCGUUUUAGUUCUCAUAUAACAUUAUAAUAAAAAAAUAGAGAUUGUUUACGUGCAAUUUUAGUAUCGAAAUUUAAUAAUAAUGCUAAAUGUGAAAUUUAAUAUUUAGUCGAUGUAAUUCGGAAAAUCUUGGAAUACCGUUGCAUAGUAAUCUACAACGGUCAAAUGGUCAAGGGAUUUAGAUAUUAUUUUUCUUCUGAACUGCUGUUAAGGGUAUAGAGGAAUAAGGGAACAUUACCUACUUAAGUAGGUAUGAGCCCCUUGAUAUUUUGCCUUAGCAACAGACACUAUUCAUUUCUUGUACGAGUUAUGAAACCUGUUAGUUUAGUUUUUUUUUUCAUAAAUGUACGUUAAUCUGUACAUAUAUCUGUACAUGUAAUGUUUAAGGUGGUUACAUGUAAUUUUUUUUCAUUUUAAUAUAUAGAAAAUUGCAUUAUUAUAGCGAGAAACAUAAAUUUUCAUUAUAAUUUUUGAAAACUAUAGGAAACAUAAGUUGAUUUAUUAUUCAAGAGACCAUCUGAUCCCUUUAUCAUUUUUAUAUCACCUACGACAUCAUUGAUUCAAUAUAGACUAAAAAUAGAAUAGAUAUGACAUUAUGAAACAUCGUGUUUCAUAUUUUGAACUAUCAAACUCGAAAAACUGAAAGUAUUUCUUGCGCCAUCUGGUUUGGUCCGGCGGGUAUUUAAUCAUUUAGUCAAUGGAUAUAUUCUGAAGUAUCGAUAUGAUGAAUCACAGGUGGCGCCACAUGUUAUUCACGCACGUUCUAUACCAUCAGCUAUAGUUUCAAUUUCAGUUACGAGAUGGCCAUAGUAUUUAAUAAAAUACGGUUUCAUGUGAUUCAGGAUAGUGUAUUUAAAAUGUUGCGUCUUUAUGAAUGUACACUUUGAAAUGGGAUUUAUGUAUUAUGAUUCGACGUACUUAGGUAUUUAUUUGUAGCAUACAUAAAUUUUUAUAUAUCGUUAAAUAAUAUGAGAGAACUAAAUUCAAUCUUUCUAAUGGAAUAGCAAAGAAGCCACAAAGAAGUUAUAAACUCAACUUUUAAAUAGACUUAAAAAUCAUAAUUAAAUUCGUUAAGAACCAUAACUAUAAAGAUACUAUGGUGUAGCAUCAAAAUACCUGACAACAAAUAGAAUGAAUGUUGAAGUGAUUAUAGUUGGCGUCGGUUUUACAUUAGCACGCAUCGAACGCAGUAAAGUGACAAUAUAAACAAGUAGAAAGUUUAGUUUUACUUAACAUGUAUGUACAUGUGUAUUAAGGAAGGUUAGAAUGUCACAGACGAAUUUAAAAUGUCAUCGACCACUUUCGAUCUUUCCUAACAAGUGUAAAAAUUUUUUACUUCAACAAAGCGACACCGUGAUCGCGUGACCGAUGAUGGCGAAAUAGAAAUUCGUAAUCUUCACACGUGAUCCUUCGAAAGAUAUUCGAUCAGCGCUCGACACGAUUUUUCUAAGGUGAUGAUAUUUCUGCGGGCCAAAGGCUGCCUACGUUUGCUACGUUCAACAAGGGAAGAAUAAGAUGUUCUCCAAGUAGGAAGCAGUUGUCGAUGGACAAAGUAGGUCACGAGCUGUGACCUCCGCGUCUUUUACACAACCUCGAGGACUUCGCUUCUCCACUUAAUUACCUUCACGUCCUCCAUGUAUGCGACGCGGAAUUUUAGCACAUCAAACGUAGCUACCGUGACGAGGAAAAAUAUUUCAGAUAAUCAGAGAGAAGGAUCAGGAUUUCUUUGCGAAGAGGAAAUUGUAUGGAUGCGAUUAGG
Messenger RNA from Heterotrigona itama, 4055 nucleotides. The record is from the annotation of a GenBank genome assembly. NCBI's taxonomy places the organism in Eukaryota, Metazoa, Arthropoda, Insecta, Hymenoptera, Apidae.